CUGUCAUGGCCGCCCAGGAGGACGUAGCGGCGUUACAGGAUGAAAUUGCCCGGCGCGAGGAAGAGCUGGCUUCGCUGAAGCGGAGGCUGACUGCAGCCCUGGCGUCUGCGCCGGAGCCCGAGCGUCCGGUCCAGUUGCCACCGCUGCUGCCCAAGGCCGAGCUGUCGCGGGCCGAGAUCCUCCGCUACAGCCGGCAGCUGCUGCUGCCGGAGCUGGGCGUGCGCGGUCAGCUGCGCCUGGCAUCGGCUUCGGUGCUGGUGGUGGGCUGCGGCGGGCUGGGCUGCCCGCUGGCGCAGUACCUGGCGGCGGCCGGCGUGGGCCGCCUGGGGCUCGUGGACCACGACGUGGUGGAGACGAGCAACCUGGCGCGCCAGGUGCUGCACGACGAGGCGCGGGCCGGCCAGGCCAAGGCUCGCUCGGCGGCCGCCGCGCUGCGCCGCCUCAACCCGGCCGUGGAGUGCGUGGCGUACGCUCGCGCGCUCAGCGAGGCCUGGGCGCUCGAGCUGGUCCGCGCCUACGACGUGGUGGCCGACUGCUCGGACAACGUGCCCACGCGCUACCUGGUGAACGACGCGUGCGUGCUGGCCGGCCGGCCGCUGGUGUCGGCCAGCGCGCUGCGCUUCGAGGGCCAGCUGACCGUCUACCACUGCGACGGCGGGCCCUGCUACCGCUGCGUCUUCCCGCGGCCGCCCCCAGCCGAGACGGUGACCAACUGCGCCGACGGCGGCGUCCUCGGCGUGGUGCCUGGCGUACUGGGCUGCGUGCAGGCGCUCGAGGUGCUCAAGAUCGCCGCCGGGCUCGGGCCGUCCUAUAGCGGCAGCCUGCUGCUCUUCGACGGCCUCGGCGGCCACUUCCGCCGGAUCCGGCUGCGGCAUCGCCGGCCCGACUGCGCCGUGUGCGGGCAGCAGCCCACCGUGACCCGCCUGCAGGACUACGAGGCUUUCUGCGGCUCCUCGGCAACCGACAAGUGCCGGAUCUUGAAGCUCCUGGACCCCGAGGAACGGAUUUCCGUGACUGAUUACAAGCGGCUUCUGGAUUCCGGAGCGCCCCACGUGUUGCUGGACGUCCGGCCUCAAGUGGAGGUGGACAUCUGUCGUCUGCCGCACGCCCUCCACAUCCCUUUGAAUAAGCUGGACCGGAGGGAUGCCGACAGCCUGAAGCUCUUAGGGGAUGCCCUCCGGGAAGGGAAGCGGAACUCGGAGGAAGGGACUGCUCUCUCUGUGUAUGUGAUUUGCAAACUGGGGAACGACUCCCAAAAAGCUGUGAGGGUCCUGCAGUCCUUAAAGGCAGUGCCAGAGCUAGACUCUUUAACCGUUCAGGAUAUUGUAGGGGGACUCAUGGCCUGGGCCGCCAAAAUUGAUGAGUCGUUUCCACAGUACUGAGGGAGCCCCGUGCAGAUCACAUGGAUGGUUGUGAUACCUCGAGGGUCUUCAGUCAUGUAGGGAAGAGCCUGGGUCCACGGCCUCGGAACAAAUAGACUCUUGCAAGGAGGUUUUUGAGAAAGCAGGCUAAAAUUGUUUGAGAGCUGCCUUGUGUCUGGGGCCCUUGUACAGUGUGCCUUCAGCAUAUAGCGUGAGGUGUGACAGGGUUUUUGUUUCUUCUCUGUUGCAAUCACAAUGCGCUCUGGACUAUCCAUUUUAUACCUGGAACUAGGACACAGUUUUACUUCCUCCGAGUCCGAGUCUAAUUGGAUUACUCACAGAUGGUACACUUGCAUUCAGCUCACUAAGGUAUUCUUUGGGAGGCUGGAGAAGUGACUUAGCAUUGGCUGCCCCCUCCCAGAGGGGAUCACUCGUGUGCUGGCUCACAACUGUCUAUAGCUCCAGUCCCAAGAGGUCAGAUGUCUCCUUGCCUCUUCCAGCACCAGGCAGGAUCUUGGUGCACAGGCUUACAUGCAGGCAAAAACACUCAUAACGUUUUAAAAUAUAUAAAAAAAAAGUUUAAAAAAGAUAUUUGAGUCUUAUUUCUAAUUAAAAUGUUAGGAUAUGCACUGUAGACAUAGAUAACUACAGAGUGUUUUCAUUACCUGGAAUUUGGUCAUUCAAGAACCUGCCAUGAAUAUCAGAGUACAAUCUUGAUAGCAAAAUAAAGGAAACUGAUUUGUGGACCAUCAGCUUCCCUUAGAAGUUGCUAGCAUUUUUCUUGUACUUAGCUUCCGUGUCCACCUUAAUGGCAUACACAUGAGACAUUUGCUUAACUGCAUUGUCGUUGGUAUCUUCUAGUCCAAAUCCCAGCCUUUGCUCCUACCCCUUUGUCUACUUUGAUUCCAUCCACUUUAUUUCUCAAUUUUUAUGUAGGUGUUUUUAUGUUUACAAGGUAAACAGUUUCACUAGGCCUGUUGUUGCAGGUCAGUCUAUCCAGCUACUCUAGAGGCAGUGGCAGGAGGAUCAUAAGUUCAAGGCCUAUCUGAGUUACAGAGUGUGUCCAAGGUCAGCCUGGGCACAACUGACAACUGACCGAGACCUGUCUCAAAAAGUAAAAAGGAGGUAAGAGUCAGUGGUAGCAGGCCGAAGAGUUUAGGCUUCAUUUCCAGUACCACAAAUAGUUUGAUGAGCUGGCAGACAGUCCACACUACUUUCAGUGUGUAUAGCCAGGUCAGUGUUUUUCGAGACAGUGUUUCCCUGUGUAGCCCUGACUGUCCAGUCCUCAGAAGACCAACCUAGCCUUGAACUCAGAGAGCUACCUGCCUCUGUCUCCCAAGUGCUGGGAUUAAAGGCAUGUACCACCACUGCCCAGCUUCUCUGCAUUUUCUGGCUUUUUUUUUUUUUUUAAAGGAUUAAAAACAUAGCUAUAAAAAAAAAAAAAGCCCUCUGCAGGCCAGAGUCACCUCUUUCAAAGCACUGAUAAUCUUUUUUUUCUUUCUUUAAAUAAGAAAGGGAUUAGUAAGAGUCAAAGCUAGGCCAGGCUUUACUUUUAGCUAUGAGACACGUGCCACACUGACAACAUCCCCUGAAUGGCAUGGUGGGCUGGAGCAGGUAUAUCAUAACUACUCCCAGGUACCAUGCACUUGCAUGUCUUUGUUUCAGAGUCCUUUAUUUACUUUUGACACAGGGCCUUGUUUGCUGUCCAGGUUGGCAAGUGUGUGCCCCCUUGUCAGACUUCUCUGCUAUUUUGAUGAACUGGUGAUGGCAAGUAAUUUUUUUUUAAAAGAUGUCUUUGUAGGAAGGAGAACUGGCUGCUCUCCCAGAGGUCCUGAGUUCAAUUCCCAGCACCUACAUGGUGUCUCACAACCAUCUAUAAUGGGAUCUUAUGCCCUCUUCUGGCCUGCAGCUGUACAUGCAGCCAGAGCGCCCAUAGACAUAAAAUACACAAGUAUAAGCAAAUCUCUUCUAAAAAAUUAAGUGUUUGUAACUGCCUGGUAGACCCAAGUUCAGUUCCCAACACUCACAUGGUGGCUCGCAACUGCGGGAUUUAAGAGUUUAUUUUGGCUCCCGUGAUGACUGCACAAAUGUGUGCAGACAUGUUUGUAGGCAAACACUCAUACAAAUAAAAUAAACCUAAAAAAAAUAAAAAAGAAGAAAUCUGCUUCUCCUUGUAGUUGGAACCUGAAUGUUGACAAAUUAGCCUGCAGAGGAGAAGCCUUUUUUUAAGGAUGGGCAAGUGCUGGUGUGGACACAGAUAAGCAUGGGCCUCCAUCCUGGACAUGUCCAGCAGGCAUCACACCGGAGAAGGUACAGAAAGCACACCAGUUGAAGACCACACACAGAAACACUCCCUGGGAAUUGAACCCAGAGCUUAAUGCAACUAGGCAAGCCUUCUUUCACUGAGUCCCCCUUCAAAAUUGUGGUAUUCCAAGCUAUGGUUUCACUAAGUUGCCCAAACUUUUCACAAGUUGAGCACACUUGUCACCAGCUCCCUCUUAGACAAAGGAACUUGGGGAUUCAGGAGUCCCUUUCCCCUCCCAAACCAAUCCACUUUCCCAAGGAGACUGAUAGGCAGUGAACCUGUAGGGAGCAGCCACAGGCUCACUCUCCAGACAGGGUCUCACCGUGUAGCUCUGGCUGGCAUGGGACUUUAUAUGUAGACCAGCCCGGCCUUGAGAUCACAGAGAUCUGCCUGCCUCUGCCUCCCAGUACUGGGAUUAAAAGAUGUGU
Messenger RNA from Alexandromys fortis (reed vole), 4094 nucleotides. RefSeq names its product molybdenum cofactor synthesis 3 (gene Mocs3). The transcript has a single exon. The record is from RefSeq and is a predicted model, not a curated record. The coding region runs from base 6 to 1382 and encodes 458 amino acids. Gene Ontology annotation, molecular function: URM1 activating enzyme activity; thiosulfate-cyanide sulfurtransferase activity; adenylyltransferase activity. Gene Ontology annotation, biological process: tRNA wobble position uridine thiolation; protein urmylation. NCBI's taxonomy places the organism in Eukaryota, Metazoa, Chordata, Mammalia, Rodentia, Cricetidae. Gene Ontology annotation, cellular component: cytoplasm; cytosol.